GGGCACAGUGAGUUGUGGAGCGGUCUGGAUUGUGGGCAUGAUGCCGAUGGAGAGAGUGUGGCUCCUGGCUGUCCUGCUCCGGGCGGCUGUUGUGAGCGGUCUCUCCUCAGGAGAACUUUACCCUCAUGGGGAGGACGCUGGGGACAAGUUGCUAGCUCCCGGGGACGAUGUCACCUCGGAGCCGGUCAAGUUGGGCCAAACGCUGCGUCUAUUCGACAGGACUGUUAGAAACCUUUAUGUAAACACAAAUGGAAUCAUUACCAUCAGCAAACCUUCUGCAGAAGUAAAUUAUGUCGACACUUUUCCACCAAGAUUUGGUGCGAUUGCAGCAUUUCUGGCUGAUCUGGACACUUCUGAUGAAGUGGGGAAGAUCUACUACAGGCAGGAGUCAUCACCACAAAUCCUCCAUCGUACUGCAUUGAUGAUAAGCAAAGGUUUCCCUGACCUAAACUUCAAUCCAGACAACAUUUUCAUUGCCACUUGGGCCAAUGUGACCGCUCAUGAGGAGCUCAGACGAGGAGACCAACCACAGAAUAAGAGAAAUACCUUCCAGGUGAUAUUGGCUUCUGAUGAAUCCAGCUCCUAUGCUAUUCUGCUCUACCCUGAAGAUGGCUUGCAGUUUUAUGGAACACGUUCCAAAUCAGCAAAUAACAUUGACUUAGAAUUACCAGCUCGAGUGGGCUUCAGCAGAGGGGAAAGCAGUUUUGUGCUAUUUACACUCGAGGGACCGUCGUAUGCAGUUACAUCUGGCAGUGAACAAUCUGUUAAAAACCUUUACCAAGACAGUAAUGCUGGAGAACAAGGAGUUUGGAUCUUCCACCUGGGCAGUUCUUCUAACCAGACCAUUUUUUCUGCUGUUGUAAGCAUGUUCCAUACUGAUUAUGUGCAGAGUACUUUUAGUACUGUUCCAACCAUUGACCAUCAGAGGAACUCCUAUGUGGAUAUAACCGAGAAUGGAUCAGACCCAGAAUAUAAUCUUCCUGAAGAAGAAAAAGUUGGCAUACCAGAGGAUGCUGUAGUGUACAAGGUAGCUUCACAGCAGAAUGUGGAAAACUUGGCUCCAGAAGAACCCCGCUAUGUGGAGGAGUUUCCGGUUCGCACACACAUCAAAGUAAAGCCAGUCCAGUUCCAGCAUCCACAGUUUCCCCAGCGCAGAGUUGAACUGUUGGAUACAGAGUUGGAUGUGACUGGGAAUGUUUUCUCAUACAAUACAGAAAGACAGCUCACCUGUGCCAACAGCCGUCAUGUGUGUUCGAUUCAUGGCCAGUGCAGAGACUAUGUUGCAGGUUUCUGCUGUCACUGUAAUCCGGGUUAUUAUGGAAAUGGCAAGCAGUGUGUUGCGGAAGGAUCUCCCCAGCGUGUCAAUGGAAAGGUAAAUGCAAAGAUUUUUGUAGGAACCAAUCCAGUACCUAUUCAGUUUGAAAACAUUGACCUGCAUUCGUAUGUGGUGGUAAACGAUGGGCGAUCAUAUACAGCUAUAAGCCGAAUCCCUACAACCCUAGGCUGGUCUCUUCUGCCACUGUCAUCUGUUGGAAGUAUCAUUGGUUGGAUGUUUGCUCUGGAGCAACCUGGCUAUGAAAAUGGAUUCAGUAUUGUUGGUGGUGAGUUCAGCCGUCGAGCGGAGGUGACUUUUACACCUGGUAAUGAGAAGCUUACCAUCAGUCAACAUUUCAGUGGUAUUGAUGAGCAUAACCAUCUCACCAUCACCACCUCCCUGGAAGGACGAGUCCCUGAAAUUCCACAGGAGUCAACUGUGCAUAUAGAACCAUACAAUGAAUUGUACCACUACUCAAGCUCUGCGAUCACUUCCUCUUCAAACAUACAGUACACAAUAGAAUUUCCUGGUGGAACCUCACGGAGUUAUUCCUUCCAAUUGAAACAGACUAUCACCUUCCAGGGCUGUAUCUAUGAUGAUGAUGAUGCACGACUUGUACCUGCCACUCAGCAGCUGUCUGUUGACCGCACGUUUGUCCUAUAUGAUAAAAAUGAGCAGAUACUCCGAUAUGCAAUGAGCAACAAGAUUGGGCCAGUUCAAGACGAUUCGAGUUUGGUGAACCAGAACCCAUGCUACACGGGAACCCACGGAUGUGACACCAACGCCGCAUGUCGCCCAGGACAGGGGAAUCGGUUCACUUGUGAAUGUUCUGCUGGUUUUUAUGGAGAUGGCCAGACUUGCUAUGAUGUUGAUGAAUGCAGAGACGAUCCUUCCAUUUGUGGAAAUUACGCUGUCUGUAACAAUCAGCCAGGAACUUUCCGAUGUGAAUGUUUCACAGGUUAUCAGUUUGCAGAAGAUGGCCGAACCUGUGUGGCUGUUCAGCGGCCUAACAAUCCCUGCCAAACUGAAAGACACAACUGUGACUCGCCUGACCGUGCUCGCUGCAUUUACACCGGUGGCUCAGAUUUCAUGUGUGUCUGCUUACCUGGUUUCUCGGGCGAUGGAAAAUCCUGUGUUGAUAUUGAUGAAUGCCAGCCAAACCGAUGCCAUCGAUAUGCUCAGUGCUACAAUACACCUGGAUCCUUCACUUGCCGUUGUUCCCCUGGCUAUCAAGGUGAUGGGUUCCACUGUACACCUAUAGGCUCCGAGAAAACGCAAUGUGAGCUUCACAAGGACAGUAUUGUGAGUAGUUUGCAGCCAAGAGGACCCAGGCCUGCUGGCUUCUACAUCCCUGAGUGUGAUGUCCAUGGGAAUUAUGUGCCAGUCCAGUGCCUCACAAGCCAAGAGAGCUGCUGGUGUGUCGACACAAAUGGUAAUGAAAUUGCAGGAACCAGGACUAGCCAUGGAGUUCGACCCCCAUGCCUUGAGGCAGUCACUCCUCCUGUGAUAGUUGGGCCUACACCUAGACCAGAUGUCAUUCCACUGCCCCCAGGCACACACCUCCUCUAUGCACAAAGUGGAAAAAUAGACUACAUCCCAGUGGAAGGUUCCAGCCUGAAGAAAAAUGAAGCAAAGACUUUACUUCACGUUCCUGAUAAAGUGGUCAUUGGUGUUGCAUAUGACUGUGUAGACAACAUGGUGUACUGGACUGACAUUGCUGGGCGCACCAUCAACCGAGCUAGCCGACAUGGAGGGGAGCCCUCUACAAUCAUUGGAAUAGAUCUGGAGAGCCCUGAAGGCAUAGCUGUCGAUCAUCUGGGCCGCAACAUCUUCUGGACAGACUCUGGACUAGACAGAAUUGAAGUGGCUAGAAUGGACGGAGACCAGAGGCGGGUGCUCUUUACUGAUGACCUUGUGAACCCAAGAGCAAUUGUUGCAGAUCCUGUCCACGGUAACCUGUAUUGGACAGAUUGGAAUAGAGCUGCUCCCAAAAUUGAGACUUCAUACAUGGAUGGAACCAACAGACGGAUCCUUGUGAAAAAUGAUCUUGGCCUGCCUAAUGGAUUGACCUAUGAUCCCUAUAGUGCAUUGUUGUGCUGGGCUGAUGCAGGAACCCAAAGGUUGGAAUGCAUGAACCCGAAUCGAACUGGACGCAAACGAGUACUUGACGGCAUCCAUUAUCCCUUUGGGAUUACAAGUUAUGGAAGGAAUUUGUACUAUACAGACUGGAAAAGAGAAUCUGUCAUAGCUGUAGAUCGUAUCUUUGGACGAGAGACUGAUGAGCAACAGCCAUCCAAACAAUCUCGUCUCUAUGGAAUAACCACAGCUUAUUCCCAGUGUCCACCAGGACAGAACCACUGUGCUGUUAAUAAUGGUGGCUGCACCCAUCUAUGUUUGGCAACGCCAUCGAGUCGGUCCUGCCGCUGUCCUGAUGCUUCAGUGGGGGUCAGCUGCGUGGAAAGAAACUAAUAACCAAACAUUUCAGGGAGUUCCCAUUACUAUUUCGAGUCCAGUCUCUUCCUCAUAAGUCAAAAUUCUGACUUGAAAAUGCUUUUAAUUUUUAAAAUACCAUUUUUUAAACAUUUUUCAUUACAUUUUUAAAAAUUAUUUGGAUUUUUAUUCACGUUUUUAUAAAAGAAUUACAACUGUAAAUAUGUUUUCUUAUGAUUCACUAAAUUGUUACUGCGAAUGAUGUUUAAUUCUGACACGAUGGUGCCUUAUUGUUUUGUUACUUCACCAUGAAUGAAGCCAUCACAUCAGGUAUUAUGAUAUGCUCUGUACAGCUUUUCAUCAUAUAUCAAAUAAAAUAGAACUUUUUUGUACA
Molecule: messenger RNA, 4139 nt
Organism: Chiloscyllium plagiosum (whitespotted bambooshark)
Lineage: Eukaryota; Metazoa; Chordata; Chondrichthyes; Orectolobiformes; Hemiscylliidae
Product: nidogen-1
Biological process (GO): canonical Wnt signaling pathway; cell-matrix adhesion
Cellular component (GO): plasma membrane
Molecular function (GO): calcium ion binding; Wnt receptor activity; Wnt-protein binding
Source: RefSeq, a predicted model, not a curated record